CAUGGACCCCCCGAGCCCCCACUCCGGCCCCGGCCCGGGCCCAGACCCCCCAGCACCGUGCCCACGGGGAGGCCGCCGGAGCUCGGAUCACUGCGACGCCAGAGCCUCGCGCCCCGGCCGGAGCCGGAUCCCAGGCCGGGAUCACCGCCGGUACUACCACGACCGGUGGCGAGCCGAGUACCUGAUGGAGUUCAAUGCGGCGCGGCACGGGAUGCUCUGCCUGGUGUGCGGCAGUGCCCUGGCCACCCUCAAGCUCAGCACCAUCAAACGCCACAUCCGCCAGAAGCAUCCCUAUUCCGGAGCAUGGGGACCCCGCGAGAAGCAGCUGGUGCUCCGCUCCUGGGAGGCACAUUUGGGGGUUCACCCCCAUCCUGAGGGACACCCCCGAGGCACUGGGACAGCCCCCCGCUCCCGUCCCAGCGCUUCCAAAGCCCCCCCCGGCGGUGCCCGGCUGCCCCCCAUGGGCACCGGGGGGGACUCGCUCCGGGGGUGGCUCCGGGCUGAGCUGCUGCUGGACCUGGAACCGGGGGGCAGGCGCCUGCGGUGCCUCCUGUGCGCCCGGGCCCUGCCCUCGCUGCACCUCGGGGACAUCCGGAGCCACGUCCUGGCUGCGCACCCAGGAGCCCUGCGGCAGCGCCGAGCACCAGCGGGCGCUGUCCCCGCAGCCCUGCAGCCCCCCAGCCCUAAGCAGGAGGAAGGAGCCACUGCCGAGGAAGAGGAAGGGGAUGUGGGGGGGGGCUGUGGCCACCGAGGGCCCCCCCUCUUGUCCCUGCAUCCCGGGGCCACCCCUGCCUGUGCCAACUGAGACCCCAGGGCAGGGACACUGAGACCCCCCCAAAGGUGGCACCUAUGGGGUGUGUGUCUGCCCCCAGUGUCACUG
Messenger RNA from Melopsittacus undulatus (budgerigar), 880 nucleotides. It is a transcript of the gene ZFTA, whose product is annotated as zinc finger translocation associated. The coding region runs from base 2 to 805 and encodes 267 amino acids. Lineage: Eukaryota; Metazoa; Chordata; Aves; Psittaciformes; Psittaculidae. The transcript is spliced from 4 exons. Gene Ontology annotation, biological process: negative regulation of DNA-templated transcription. The record is from RefSeq and is a predicted model, not a curated record.